Prorocentrum cordatum is the source of this 429-nucleotide messenger RNA. Lineage: Eukaryota; Dinophyceae; Prorocentrales; Prorocentraceae. The record is from the annotation of a GenBank genome assembly.
AUGCACCCGUGCUCCAUGCUCCGUAAUCAUACAGGCACCAGGAGUCGGCCGAGCCAUAUGAAUAUUUCAAGCAAGCAUGUUCGAAGCGGUCCUGCGCAAGCAUAUGUGUGUGCAUCUUGUGGGAGGUUGUAUUGCAGGUGUUGCAGGUGUUCGCGUGCUCCCGCAUACGUAAGCUAUGAGGCGCUGAAAGGACGUUGCGAAGGAUAUCCAGAGGGCUGGCUCCGGUGGCCGGGUCCGAACGAGGCGCACUGCUACUGGGGCAACCCGGACCUGAGGCCCGGGGACUUCCUCGGCCCGCCGCGGCCGCCGCCGGAGGCCGCCAGGGCAGCCGCCGAGACCGCCGCUGUGGGCGCGCCCCUGCCGCCGCCCCGGCGCGGCACGUACGUGCUGCCAGAGGCGCCCGUGUCGGAGAGUUGGGAGCUGAAGCAG